Molecule: messenger RNA, 1680 nt
Organism: Otolemur garnettii (small-eared galago)
Lineage: Eukaryota; Metazoa; Chordata; Mammalia; Primates; Galagidae
Product: NXPE family member 2
Exons: 6
Coding region: 1-1680 (559 amino acids)
Source: RefSeq, a predicted model, not a curated record
AUGGUGAAGGAAGUAUUCAUCUACAGGAAACUGACUUUGUUUCCAAAGGCCACGCCUCGCAAAUUACUGGUGACGUUGAUAUGUAUGUUAAUUUUCUGGAUCGUUUACUUGGCUUCAAAAGAAUACACAAAGUUCUUGUUCAGCUUGAAAACCCAUAUUGCCUUGAAUCAACGGAACAUCUUCAAAAGUUUCUCAUGUUCAGAAGCACCACAGAAAACACCUGUUUGGUCAACAGAGACUGAGCUGAGAAUACAGGAAAUCAUGGCGAAACUAGACCAGCAGAUCCCGCCCAGACCUUUCACUCAUGUGAACACCACCACCAGUGCCUCACACAGCACAGCCACCAUCCUCAACCCUCAACACACAUACUGCAUGGGGGACCAGCUGGACGUCCUGCUGGAGGCGAGGGACCACUUGGGGCACCGGAAACAAUAUGGUGGGGAUUUCCUGAGGGCCAGGAUGUCCUCCCCAGCCCUGGAGGCAGGCGCUGCAGGAAAGGUGACCGACUUCAACAAUGGUAACUACCUUGUCACCUUCACUCUAUUCUGGGAGGGCCAGGUCACCCUGUCUGUCCUGCUCAUCCACCCCAGUGAGGGGGCAUCGGCCCUCUGGAGGGCCAGGAACCGAGGCUAUGAUAGGGUUAUUUUCAAAGGUAAAUUUGUUAACGUCACCUCCCAUGUCUUCACUGAAUGUGGCCUGACCCCAAUGUCAAGGGCAGAGCUCUGUGAAUACCUGGACGCUAGAGACCAAGAAGCCUUCUACUGUGUGAAGCCUCCACACAUGCCCUGUGAGGCCCUGACUCACAUGUUCAGCAAGAAUCGGAACAUUUCUUAUCUCACUGACCAGGAAAAAAGCCUUUUCCACAGGUCCAACAUGGGGGUUGAAAUGUUGAAGAACUUUACCACCAUCAAGGUCUUACCGUGUAACAGGCAUGAGAACAUUAAACAGAAAUGUCAGAUUGGAAUGAAGACACCUUUUCCCAGUGGUUAUACUUUGAACAGAAGGUGGAUUUCAGCAUUUUGCAAACAGAACAAGUUCAAUGCAAUGAAAUAUAUCAAUGACUGCUUGAAAGGGAAACUUAUUUACCUCAUGGGAGAUUCAACACUACGUCAGUGGAUUUAUUACUUUAAAAAAGUUGUGGAAACCUUAAAAUUUUUUGACCGUCAUGGAACUGGGUACUUUAGAACACAUGUUCUUCUGGAUGUUGAAAGAAAUAUUUUGAUUCAGUGGAAGAAACAUGGUCAACCAUUUGUUACCAAAAGGCUGUUCUCGGUGAAAGAUGAAAACUAUAUCUCACGGGAAAUUGACCGGGUAGCAGGAGACAAUAAUACGACCAUUGUCAUUACUCUUGGCCAGCACUUCAGACCCUUUCCUGUCAACAUUUUCAUCCGUAGGGUCAUCAAUAUUCAAAAAGCCAUUGACCGGCUAUUCUUGAGAAGUCCAGAGACCAAGGUGAUACUUAAAACAGAAAACAUCAGGGAGAUUCCUCAAAAUGCAGAGAUGUUCAGUGACUUUCAUGGCUAUAUUCAGAAUCUUAUUAUGAGGGACAUUUUCACGGAUCUCAACGUGGGUAUCAUUGAUGCCUGGGACAUGACAAUUGCAUAUUGUGCUAAUAACGUCCAUCCGCCCUAUUAUGUGAUUGAAAAUCAGGUUGGCAUGUUCUUAAACUACCUUUGCUAG